CUUGAACUACUUAUUUAUCUGAAGCAAUAUAAAUCAAGUACAAAAGACAGUAAAUCAGGACACUAUAAAAGGAACAUGAGAGGCUGUGAGGAUGACAGAGCAAGAGCUGGAAACAAACAUCAGUGAAGAAUGAAGGCUUUAGUAUGUAUACUGCUGCUGUUGGAAACCUUUGUGUUUGUCGUCCAGCAGCAGGUAGAUGGAGGACUCAAUGAGAAUGAGAUCAGUCAACAGAUCAGCUCUGAGGACGGAAGACAGAAUCCACCUCAAACAGACACUUUGAGAGCUGAAGCUUCAACUGACAGACAACAAUACUGCGAUCUGGGCAUCCCUGACAUCCAUGCAGCACUGAGAGAACUGACCGCCACCGUUACAGAGCAGAAAGAAAACAUCAGAGAACUGACCGCCACUGUUACAGAACUGAGGGAUGAGAUGAACAAGAAAGAUGAAGAAAUUUCAAAUCUUACUCUGAGUCAAGUGGAGGAGUUGAGAAAGGAAAAUAGAGACAGAGAAAUAGCUUUUUCAGCUGCACUGAUGGAAUCUAGCUAUGGAUAUUUUGGUCCUUUUACCACUGACAUCACACUAACCUACAGGAACGUCUUCACAAACAUAGGGAACGCCUACAACCCAAUUACAGGUAUUUUCACAGCCCCACUGAAAGGAGCGUACAUGUUCAGAAUCAAUGUAACUGGUCGUCGUGGAAUUCAUUCAAGUGCCUCCAUUUAUAAGAAUGGAGAGAAGGUGGUUUCAGGACAUGAUGAGCAGGCUCAGGAUUGGUUAAACUCCUCAAAUGGAGUUGUUUUGAUCCUGGAGGUUGGAGAUGUUGUCUAUGUGAGACUUUGGUCUGGUAGGAGGUUAUAUGAUAGCGUGAAUAACUACAACACUUUCAGUGGUUUCCUGCUGUUUCCCUUAAGAGAACAGGAGAUUUGCAGAAUGUGAUUUCAAUCAUUCUGAAUCUUCACCAUAUGAAUUAA
This is a messenger RNA of Megalobrama amblycephala (Wuchang bream), 971 nucleotides long. RefSeq lists its product as uncharacterized. Bases 130 to 936 code for a protein of 268 amino acids. NCBI's taxonomy places the organism in Eukaryota, Metazoa, Chordata, Actinopteri, Cypriniformes, Xenocyprididae. The record is from RefSeq and is a predicted model, not a curated record. The transcript has 4 exons. Gene Ontology annotation, molecular function: protein binding.